Messenger RNA from Melanotaenia boesemani (Boeseman's rainbowfish), 4298 nucleotides. It is a transcript of the gene cbx2, whose product is annotated as chromobox homolog 2 (Drosophila Pc class). Gene Ontology annotation, cellular component: heterochromatin; PRC1 complex. NCBI's taxonomy places the organism in Eukaryota, Metazoa, Chordata, Actinopteri, Atheriniformes, Melanotaeniidae. Gene Ontology annotation, biological process: negative regulation of transcription by RNA polymerase II. The transcript has 5 exons. Bases 11 to 1597 code for a protein of 528 amino acids. The record is from RefSeq and is a predicted model, not a curated record.
GAAGGCAGACAUGGAGGAGCUUAGCGCCGUGGGAGAGCAGGUUUUUGAUGCGGAAUGCAUUUUGAGCAAACGACUGAGGAAGGGAAAGUUGGAGUAUCUGGUGAAGUGGAGGGGAUGGUCAUCCAAACACAACAGCUGGGAGCCUCAAGAAAACAUCCUCGAUCCGAGACUGUUGGCUGCCUUCAACAAAAAAGAGCAAGAAAAGGAGCUUCUGAUGCUUAAACGAGGAAAACGGCCUCGAGGACGACCACGGAAAAUUGUAGAUAAUGUACCUGAAGCUCCAAAGUCAAGCAGCUCUUCAUCUGCCUCUUCCUCAUCGUCCUCCGAUUCCUCAUCCUCAUGCUCUUCUUCUUCGUCAUCAUCAGAUGAUGAUGAUGACGAAAGGGAUGAUAAACAGGCGAGCCUGAGUGUCAGAACAAGAGACCUGCAUCCUGUCCCUCAGAAGAAGGCACAGAUCGUCAUGGCGAAACAGGAGCCCCCGAAGAAACGAAGCAGGAAGCCCCUUCCUCCGGAAGUUAAGGAAUUCCACCAGAGCAAGGGAGCUCGCAAAGUCCUGAAGACGACCAAAGAUAUUGAAAUUCCAGGUGCGAUCAAGAAGCCUGCUCACCCAGCGAGCUUUACCUUUAUGGGUUUCCAUCGUGGCUCGACCAGGGAUACAGUGGGUCCGAACAGAAACCCGGUCACUCAGGGAGCAACAGUGAAAACCUCCAUGAGCUCUGCUGGGCCUGGCAGGUCCUCAGCCCAAACUGCCUCCCUCCCACUGAACAAGCCCAGCCAGAGAAGUGUGACAGAAAGAAAAAUCUCCAUCUCCAGCAUGAGCAGUGGGACAAGUCUUGAUUUGAAAACAGCUGCAAGUAAAUCAAAAGGGGUGGCAGCACUGAAUCUGAACACUUCCAAACAUCCCAUUCAAGGAACCACUCAGCAUACUCUAAGCCCACCCAAUGGACAAAAGAAACCCCUGCCCCCUGUGUCAACAGUGCAGCGGACGCCUGGUACUAAAUCCACAGCUUGUUUACCACCUAAAAACACCCCAUCCAGCCAAGGUUCUGGUCCUCAGCCCCUCAACCUUCAGAACAAACUGUGUCAAAGCAGCGAGGCCUCUGGAAACAGCACUACGCCACUGUCAGGCCUGAGAAACGCAACAAACCCAGCAAGGAAGACCACUGUCUCACACAAUCAGGAGUUUGAUCCUCCAAAGAGUCCAGCAAAACCCGGGAGACUGCCGGCUAGAAAAACCCAGCCUGGAGGAGACAAAGUCCGGGAGACGAAAGAAAUCCAAACCUCCAGGGUCCAAGGCAGGUUGGAUAAAUCCUGUAUAGAGAUUCAGAACCAGCAGGAGAGAUUUGCCUCCAAAGCCAGCAAGAAAGCAAAAAUGACCGACAUGAGUACAGGCGAGGAGGAGAGCAGCUCAGACUCAGACCACAACUCUUCUUGUGCUGGACAGGGCCGCUCUGUCGCGGUCCAGAACCAGGACUGGAAGCCCACACGCAGUCUGAUCGAGCAUGUCUUUGUGACGGAUGUCACUGCUAACCUGGUCACCGUCACAGUCAAAGAAUCACCAACCAGCGUGGGCUUCUUUAGCAUUCGCAACUACUGACCCGAUCAUCUUUUAAGCUGUCGGAGUCGACUUGGAUUCUGAAAGAACUGGAUGAAAAACCAGCAGGAGAAACAAAUCAGGGAAUGAAAGUCAGGGGUAAUUUGUUCUUCCUCUGAGUUAAAUUUUUUUUAAAUAUUUAACAAUGAGAAAAAAACAACAAACGUAAAACUUGCUGCAUACUCCUCGAGAAGCGAGAACUUUGUUCUAUUUUUAGAGGCCGUGAGAACAAGAAAAAAAGUUUGUAUUGAUCCAAUCAUUUCAUACUCCACGAGAAGCUUCGUCUGCGACGGGGCAGGAUUACUGCAGGGGGAUGUCUGUGUUUUUAUGUGCAAUAAACAGUUCACCGGGUUAUUUCAUAUUUAACGAGAAACUUCGUCCAUGGCAGGACAGGGUUGUGCAUGCGGCGGGGUCCAGGUCUUUAAAUCUCACGUGUUUACAUUUACGUACUUUUUCACAGACUCGAUCAGCUGUUGAAGCAAACAACUUUCGGCUUCGCUUUACCUACGCCCACCUCAAAUGUCCGAUCAAUCACAAUAUGUCCCGGAGCCCCACGAGAAGAAAGUCCUGCUCGGCCGAUGUUUCGAGAACUAUCCCUAUUCACGUCUCAUGGCCUCAAGAACAAGAACAAAGUUCUCGCGGAAUUUGUAACAGCCUUCGCUAUUUAUUUGCUCAUGUCUAAAAACAUUUUGGCCUCAUUCAACGAUACAACCUUCGUGACAUUAGUGAGUCUAGUAGUUUGCCACUGAGGCCAUGAAGGAGAGAUAAGUUAUUCAACAUGAUCAUUUCUAAAGAAGAUAAAACUUAAGUGUCCUGCAGAAUCAUUUUAAUUUUCGUUUUGUCUCCAUUUGUAGCUGCUUUCAUUGCCGACAUUGGUCAAUUUAAAGCCUAAAGUGCUGCCUUUCGGUUAACAAGUUAAUCCCACCCUAAAAGAUGCCAUGGUUUAUCUAUAUUUCUCUAAAUGUGACCAUAUUGUAAAAAAGAUCCACAUCAAACUUUCUUAAAUAAGAUGUAAAAAAGACCACAAAUUCAUUAUUUUAUUGUAUUUUAUUUAAUUUUGUAGUCAUAGUAAACCACAUGCAUCCCUCCAGGUAGAAUUGCUGCACAGGCUGUUUUUCAGAUAGAAGGCUACACCCAUCUGUUUUUACAGUCUGUGGUUAUAUUGCAGCACAGUGAAUAAAAAAGAAUGUCUUCAUGAAAGGUGGGGAUGAACAGGAAGGUAAAGACUAGUUUAAAAUAGUCUGUAUUAUGAAUCCAUAUUCAUUAUAACUGCUGUAAGCCAGUUUUAAGUUCUUUGUAAUACUGAGUCGAUAGAAUUGCUAUUUUUGUAGUUUUAUGAAUUAGCUACCUCCGUUUUGUCAGUAUGUGCUAAACAUGUAUAUUCCUUUCUUUCGGGGUAGUUUAACCUUUCCUUCCAGGGUAUUUUCCAUGUUGAAGUGAGCCUCAAAGAGAACUUUAAUUCCACUGUACAGCCAAUUUAUCACUGCUGUUUUCCAAACAGGCUGCAGCAUAUGGGGAGUCAGAUAAAGUAUCUCCGUUCACUCCACCCCCUCUUUCUCUCAAACUGUCAGAUAAGACUCAGGCCUGGUUGAUUUUUGCUCCUCUGCUUUCACAUCAGUCCUCUCCGUCUAGAUUUGCACCAGCAACUUCAGUUGUCUCAGACUAAAACUAGAAAUGAUGACGGACAGCACAUCAGUCUGCCAGCUUCAUCUUCCCGUAAACCUUUUAAACAACUGAAGCUCGAUAAUGUCUGAGCUGGCAUUGUUUGUCAUGACUGUAAAGCAGAUUUCAUCAUAUCUGUGUACUAAAGUUUCAACAUUUCCAGAUCCUAGAUUAUAGUCCUUCAGUACAGAAGAGGUUUUUGGUAACUUGAAUCUGCGGAUGUUUGAUUCCACCCUCAUGUAAGAGUUCCGGAGCUGCAGGCUCUGCCCUGCCUUAGGGGGGCGGGAAGGUCUUUAUCUGAUGUAACGAAAAAGAAACUGCAACAAUACGCGCUACUUUCUGUUCCCCUGAGACAAGUUCAGCAACAAAGCACUUCGACUGAACUCUUCUGUCUAAUCCUGCUCUGCAGGCUGUGCCUUUCUUUCUCAGAGACUAAACACAAAGGCAUUACCCCAAAGAUAGCUAGAAUUUCAGGCCACUGAAUAAAAGUUACCCCCGUUGCAGAGCAUGGAGAUUGUACCUUUUUAUGUACUUUGUCUCUGCUCUUUGAAAUGGGAGGGUGGAAACUGCGAGUGUAUGCAACACCUGAAUCUAUGAUGGAAAUCUGGUUAAGAUCCAAGUUAUUGAAGUCUGUUUCACUGCAGGACCAAGUUGUGUGUUUCUGGUGAAAACUGUGUUUGGUGUCUUCUGUAAUGCACAGUUGACUUUCAAAGAAAUGCACCUGCAGGCAGUAGCAAUAAGGUUAGUGUGGGCUUAUCAGGAUAUCUUUACUGCACCAUGUACAGGGUAUGGUAAUGCGGUCUUACGGUGUAAUGUCAGCGUGUUAUGUUAUCUUUUAUGAUAUCUCCUUUUUUGUAUUCAUGUAAAAGGUCUCUGCAUAAACUUGUUACCAGCUGUGGUUUUCUUUAGGUUUACUAACCAUCUCAAUGGGAUGUUGUUCUCUUUGCAAGCUAUUUAUUUUGAAUUCAAAGCCUUUAGGACAGUGUCAUUAAUCCUUGGAUUGUGCCAUUUGUCAUAUUUACUAAUAAAUAGUAUAAAUACA